This is a messenger RNA of Neospora caninum, 1362 nucleotides long. RefSeq lists its product as hypothetical. The transcript has 4 exons. NCBI's taxonomy places the organism in Eukaryota, Apicomplexa, Conoidasida, Eucoccidiorida, Sarcocystidae. Gene Ontology annotation, molecular function: RNA methyltransferase activity; RNA binding. The record is from RefSeq and is a predicted model, not a curated record. The coding region runs from base 1 to 1362 and encodes 453 amino acids. Gene Ontology annotation, biological process: RNA processing.
AUGAGAGGGUCACGUGCAUGGUAUGGAACUGAGAGGGAAGCGGGUACGCGUCCUGCGGAGGAGCAGCUGUCUCGAACAACUGACCAGGCGUUUUCGUCUGAUGGACGGAUCCCAGACGGGCACCGGCAGGUGUCUCCACAGGCAGCAGCUGUCCCUAGUGCUGCCGAGCAUGAGCGUCGAUUGCGCAGGCGCCUUCAGGCAAGUGGGCCACGGCCAAACGAAAUACGGCGUCUCAAAGAUGUGCUGGUGACACAUCUGCUUUCGGUCGCGGGAAAUCCUUCGUACAGGACGUCGAGGCAGAGUGUUCUUGUUAGUGGUUCCUCCUUGGUCAACGAGCUGCGAAAGUCCUUCCAGUGCAAGCGGCUUUUGAUAAGCCGACAGUCGAAGCGUGCGAAUAAGGACGUAUCCGCUCAUUUGGCGGAAGGUGACAACCCUUUUUGCCCAGCGAUGACCGACGAGGGUGGCGGAGUCUCUGCUGCUAGCGACAGGGCGCAUGUACCAGCCGAUCGCGGAGUUGAGACGCACUUUGUGACUGACCGUAUUCUUCGUAAAGUUGCGGGUCUGCAUUCGUACGACGGUGGCUGUGUUGCGGAAAUGAGGCACCCUGCUCCUGCGGCGUCCUUCGGUGAUGUGAGGCUGUUGCUGUGUCUCGGCCGUCCCCCGAACUCUUUUUGCGAGGCCGACAUCGGUUGUGGGCCCUCCACGAGCUUCGAAGGUGACCGAGACAACCUCGAACGAGCAACACUCGGCAUGCUUGGCACCAUUCUUCGGUCGGCAGCCGCCCUGCAGUGGCAGGGCGUGUGGCUUUUGCCCCAGUGCCCAGACGUCUUUAACCCCCUCGGCAUUCGCGCUUCCCAGGGAGCUCUCUUCUGGUUGCCGUAUCGCAGAGGGUCGUGGGACGAGUUCGUCAAGUUCACGACCGAACAGAAUUUGUUGAUCUGUGUCCCUCAUGAGGCGGGGAUAGACGUUCAGUCCAGCAAGGUGUCGCGGAGCAGUUACAAGGGCAUUUGCCUGUUAAUUGACGACUCUGCCUUCCAAGCGGCCGAUGCUCUUGCUCAGCAGUCCAGAGCUAAGGAGUCCAACAAGCCGAGGGACUUUAUGGCCUCUAUGUUAGAGGACAGGGCGAAGCGUGCUAUCAUUCCGGCAGGAGGCAAAAAUAGAUUGCCUCGAUUUUCCUGCCCACACCAUCUGAUUGCCUUGCCAUCAGUCGGCGUUGGAGACGGUGAAACACAACAUGAGAAUGCCAUGGCUCUCAUGCAUCCAGUUACUUCGACUACAAUUUUGAUGUAUCAACUCAAGCAGAUACAUUUUCCGUCUGUAGCAUCUUCUGCCUUUCUGUUCUCUAGCAAAAUGCGAACUUAA